AUGCCAGAAGAUUUGUCUAGUCUUGAACAGUUCGCAAUAAAACGUUUAGCAGCUUAUAUUUCACUUUUUGCACUAUUUUUACUAACGACAUUCUUAGUUAUUCUAUUUAUUAUUAUUUUCCCGUUUUUCGUGAUUUUAAAUCAAACAAAUAGAGAACAAGAUGAAAAAACAGCAAUAUACCCUAUCACAAAGUAUUUUUACAAAGCUAUAUGCUUCUUUUAUACAUUUUCAGCAAUUUUUAUAACGAUAGCUUGCUUGAUUUUAAUACUCGGAUCUCGGGAAACAUUCGAUGGACUAGUUGCCUCAUUAUUUGUGCUUUUUAUAGUAUUCCCUCUGCUCAUUUUUGUACACGUUCAUCAUUUGAUAAUAUUUCUCAUGGCAGUUCAAAGAUUUUUACUGGUAUUUUUCCCAUCUUCUGAGCCACUAGUGACAUUUGGGCAGAAAACCACCAAUAAAAUAAUUAACGCGUUCCAUUUUCUAUUUAUUCUUACUCACUUGGGACUAUUGAUAGUUGAUUUUAAAGACAGUCAAGACCUAUAUCGUGCGAGGGAGACAUAUUAUUAUCUAAGCUAUUUGAUUUUUCUCAACAUUAUCCAGAUAACAUCAGCAGUUUUGUAUAUUCCAAUUAUGCUGAAAAUCCGUAGUUUUGCACAUUUGGCGUCGUCGAGAAACUAUCAACCUCAAAAAUUUAUUCUUUAUCAGACAUUGUUUAUUUCAGGCUUUAAAUCUACUCACAUUUGGGCUCUCGGGCUUGUCUACUGGGCUGAAUUUCCAUUAACAUAUUUUCUCGUGUUAUGCGGUGCAUUCGACCUGUUAUCAACUUCAGUUUUGAUCCAAGUGUCUUAUUUGUUCUGUAACAAACGGAAUGUGGAAACAUUAAGACUCAAUUUUUCACUGAAGAAACUAUUCAAUUCUUUCAAAUUUAUAAUUUUUCCGAAAUUGAGAAAAGUAAAGCCGGUGGAACAUCCAUUGACCGAGUUGGGAACAUCUACACUUUAA
Molecule: messenger RNA, 999 nt
Organism: Caenorhabditis elegans
Lineage: Eukaryota; Metazoa; Nematoda; Chromadorea; Rhabditida; Rhabditidae
Source: the annotation of a RefSeq genome assembly